Messenger RNA from Exophiala xenobiotica, 2071 nucleotides. RefSeq lists its product as uncharacterized. The transcript has a single exon. The coding region runs from base 215 to 1843 and encodes 542 amino acids. Gene Ontology annotation, molecular function: hydrolase activity, acting on carbon-nitrogen (but not peptide) bonds. The record is from RefSeq and is a predicted model, not a curated record. Gene Ontology annotation, biological process: carbohydrate metabolic process. NCBI's taxonomy places the organism in Eukaryota, Fungi, Ascomycota, Eurotiomycetes, Chaetothyriales, Herpotrichiellaceae.
CAUAAAAGCGUAGGGUUCCAUCUCUCGACAAGCUGACCAGUUCUCCAGCGUCGUGCAUCCGAGAGUGAAGAAUAGCAACCGGACAGCCAAAACAGUAACAGCAAGGCCAUCGCGUCCUCACCCAUACACCUGUUCCCUGGCUCGAUACUAGUAUUUUGACGGAAAGCCAAGCAGUGCUGGACGAAAACCCCACGUCUGCACACCAAGCCAAAAAAUGGGCAUCAUACCAGCACGCAAAGCGGUGGCCUUCCCCGUCAAGGCCGGACAGGAAGUCAAGGUGAUCAACACGCACGGCAAACAAGUGGUGGACUUCUGGGCCUUCAACCCCAAGGAUCCCAACGACUUCUUAUCCAUGGUCCAUACCAGGACCAUCUUGCUCAAGGUAUCGCUCGCAAAGGGUGAUGAACUAUACAGCACUCGGCGGAAGCCCAUGCUCGUCUUGACAGAAGACACGACAAAGGGCGUGCACGACAUCAUCUGGUCGGCCUGCGACGCCGAGCGAUACCGCAUGCAAGGAUACGACGGGUACCACGACAACUGCACGGACAACAUGCAUUCUGCGUUAAAGGACACAUUUCCGGACUUCCCCAUCGCGCACGACUGGGUCCCUGAUCCACUGAACCUGUUCAUGAACGUGGCCAUCGACCACCACGGCGGCUUGAACAUCAAGCCUCCCACCUCCGAGAAGGGCCAGUACGUGACGAUGCAGGCUCAGACGGACCUGAUCGUCGUCAUGAGCGCGUGUCCGCAGGACAUGGCGCCCGUCAACGCGGGCAUGCCGACGGAUUGCGAAUACCAAGUCUUGGACGACGUCUCUGCCGCCGCGGGAAGCAGUGCCCUCACUCGACAAAUCCCGGCGACAAUAUCACCGGCACCCUCGCGAUCUUCUCGUCGCCGCCGUGUCAAGGUGGCCUUGUCGUUCGACUUCGACGCCGUGUCACACUGGCUGGGCACGGGCUGCCAUCCGGACAACAACAUGGCGGAUUACAGCUCGGGCAUCUUCGCCGGCCAAGUGGGCGCAUUCCGGCUCCUCAACAUGCUCAAGAAGUGCGGCAUCGCCGACAAAGUGACAUGGUUCAUCCCGGGCCACACGAUCGAGACGUUCCCCUCGGCCGUGCAGGCCGUCGUCGAGUCCGGCGCCGAGAUCGGCCUGCACGGGUACUCGCAUGAAGGCAUCUACCAGAUGACGGAAGAACAAGAAACGGACGUGCUGCUCAAGUGCAUCGACGUCGCGACAAAACUGUGCGGCGGCAAGAAACCCCGAGGCUACCGCGCGCCCAUGUACACGAUCCGCGAGACCACGGUGAAAUUACUCCGCCGGCACGAAUUCCUGUACGACACCUCGCUCAUGCACCACGACAGCCAGCCGUACUUCACGCCCAACGACCCGCCCAUCAAGACCAUCGACUUCUCGCAGCCCGCGUCGUCGUGGCUGCACCCGACCGAAAUCGCGACCCAGUCGUUCCCCGCCAACGGCCAACAUCCCUUGGUCGAGAUCCCCUGCGGCUGGUACAACGAGGACAUGAUGCCGCUGCAAUACCUGCCCCACCUGGCCAACAGCAUGGGCUACGUCUCCACCCGCGUCGUCGAGCAGAUGUGGAAGGACAAGUUCAUGUGGCUGUGGGACAAUGCCAGUGAAUCCACCGAGGGAUGCGCUUCGGCCGACUUCGUCUUCCCCAUCCUCAUGCACCCGGACACGUCGGGCAUGUCCCAUAUCAUCGGCAUGUCGGAGCGCUUCAUCCAAUGGCUGAAAGGUUUUGGAGACGACGUGACGUUCUCGACUCAUGAGGACAUUGCCAAAGAGUGGCUCGCAGAACAAAAGCAGAAGCUGGGUCUUUCUUGAGCCGGCGAAAUGGCAACAACACAAAACAGCAAGACGACAAGGCGACAAGAUGGCAGAACAGUAAAACGGCUUUUGAAAACAGACAGACAAAGGACGAAUCGAUUUCUAUGCCUCGGAAAGGGGUAUAAUUACAGUGGAACUGGCAUGAACUAGUUUUGCAACCCAUUCUUCUUUGAUUGUCUCAUCUAUCUCAUUUGUACUUAAUGAAAGAUUUGUACAGCUUCGUCA